UCUUGCUCUUCAAAUACUCCUCCAACCACAGCAGCAAGCUUAUCCAAUGAUGGCAUUCCAUAGUCUAAAUGCAGAAGGUAUAUCAUUAGAUCAAGCCACAAAUUAUCCUAUCCCAUACGAUCAUCAUCAACAACAAGCCUACUUGUUUAAUCAUAAUGGGCCUAUGCCAACACUCUCGACAUCCUCUUCUUCUUCUUCUUCUUUGUCAUCAACUCAUGCUGCUGGUUACGGUAACAGUUCUGAUAAUCGUGGAGCUCAAGUAUAUGUACGAAAAGCCUGUGUCUCUUGCAAACAAUCACAUGUUGCAUGCGAUGUCCAAAGACCUUGUGCGAGAUGUGUUCGUCUGAAUAAAGCAGAUACCUGUGUGGAUGCAGAGCGAAAGAAACGUGGUAGACCUUGCGGUUCAAGUAAAAAGAAAAAGGAAAGUAUGGUCUCCUACCUGUAAAUUUAAUAUUUUGUCACCUUUUUUUUUUCUUU
Messenger RNA from Mucor mucedo, 477 nucleotides. RefSeq lists its product as uncharacterized. The coding region runs from base 47 to 445 and encodes 132 amino acids. Gene Ontology annotation, molecular function: DNA-binding transcription factor activity, RNA polymerase II-specific; zinc ion binding. NCBI's taxonomy places the organism in Eukaryota, Fungi, Mucoromycota, Mucoromycetes, Mucorales, Mucoraceae. The record is from RefSeq and is a predicted model, not a curated record. The transcript has 2 exons. Gene Ontology annotation, biological process: regulation of DNA-templated transcription.